Molecule: messenger RNA, 1297 nt
Organism: Rhincodon typus (whale shark)
Lineage: Eukaryota; Metazoa; Chordata; Chondrichthyes; Orectolobiformes; Rhincodontidae
Product: retinol dehydrogenase 12-like
Exons: 7
Coding region: 91-981 (296 amino acids)
Source: RefSeq, a predicted model, not a curated record
GCCUCGAGUCCAGUGCUGUACACUGACUUCAUUCCGUCAACAUCAGGGAGCCUCGAGUCCAGUGCUGUACACUGACUUCAUUCCGUCAACAUGUGUGACAAGCGUAAGCCAGUGCAGAGAUGGGCAGGAAAGAGACUGGAUGAGCAGAUUAUAUUAAUAACUGGUGCUAACACUGGAAUUGGCAAAGAGACUGCAAAAGACCUGGCUAGAAGAGGAGCUGUGAUUAUCAUGGCAUGCAGAGACACCGAGAAAGGUGAGGCUGCAGCUAAAGAAAUAACGGAGGAGACGGGAAAUGGUUAUAUAGUGGUGAAGAAGUUGGAUUUAGCUGACACCAAAUCUAUUCGGGAGUUCGCUAAACAAAUUAAUGAAGAAUACCAGCACCUUAACAUUCUGAUCAAUAAUGCUGGAGUAAUGAUGUGCCCUUAUUCUAAAACCGUGGAUGGGUUUGAACUACAGUUUGGGAUCAAUCAUUUAGGUCAUUUUUUAUUAACGUUUUUACUGAUUGAUUUAGUAAAACAGUCCACUCCUUCUCGUAUCAUCAAUGUCUCCUCAACUGCACAUACAAUGGGAAGCAUUAAUUUUGAUGACUUAAACAGCGAGAAGAGCUACAAUUCAGUGAAGGCUUAUGCACAGAGCAAACUAGCCAAUAUUAUGUUUACAAGGGAACUGGCACGAAAACUUGAAGGGACAGGUGUUUCGGUAUUUACUUUGCAUCCUGGAGUGGUGCGGACUGAACUAGCCCGACACUUGAAUCCUGUGGUUCGGUGUGGCCUGGCAAUGCUACGACCUUUCACCAAGUCUCCAUCGCACGGUGCAGAGACGACCAUUUUUUGUGCUGUGGCCGAAGGACUGGAAGAGGAAACUGGGCAGUACUUCAAGGAUUGUAAGCGUGCAACCUGUUCGCAAUCUGCCUAUGAUGAUGAAAAAGCCAAGAAACUGUGGGAAGUAAGCUGCCGGAUGCUGGAAAUUGAUUGGCACUGAGAAUAUAGCUAAUCCUCAAUCAGCAGCAUAUCAUAUAAAUGAUGUUUGGAUUCAAUUUCCUGGGUUUUUCCUGUCAACAGGAUUCAGUUGAAUCUGAAUAAUUAAUUACAUUAUCAGUUUUCCCACUGAAAUGAUUCAGCAUCCUUCCUUUCUCUCAAGAUGUACAUUUAUAUUAUAAUUGAAUUUACAUUUCCAAUACUUUUUUUUUUGGAUUACAUUUAUUAGCUCUUAAUGGUUGUGGCUCAGACUUUUGAGUGUCCUACAAUUGUACUUAAUAUAUUGAAAUAAAAUAGCAUUAUAUCUUAAAUAUUGUAUA